Messenger RNA from Abrus precatorius (Indian licorice), 981 nucleotides. Its product is annotated as probable isoaspartyl peptidase/L-asparaginase 2. The transcript has 4 exons. Gene Ontology annotation, molecular function: hydrolase activity. Bases 1 to 981 code for a protein of 326 amino acids. Lineage: Eukaryota; Viridiplantae; Streptophyta; Magnoliopsida; Fabales; Fabaceae. The record is from RefSeq and is a predicted model, not a curated record.
AUGAAGCGUUGGGCGAUAGCGGUGCAUGGAGGAGCUGGUGUGGACCCUAACCUCCCAACCCACCGUCAGGAAGAAGCCAAACAACUCCUCACUCGCUGUCUCAAUCUUGGCAUCUCUGCACUCCGUUCCAAUGCUUCCGCCCUCGACGUCGUUGAACUUGUCGUGAGGGAACUGGAAACGGAUCCUCUGUUCAACUCUGGGCGUGGAUCUGCCCUAACAGAGAAGGGAACAGUGGAGAUGGAGGCAAGCAUAAUGGAGGGUACAAAGAGACGAUGCGGCGCCGUUUCGGGCGUCUCCACCGUCAAAAACCCCAUCUCACUCGCUCGCCUUGUCAUGGAAAAGUCGCCACAUUCCUACCUCGCUUUCUCCGGCGCUGAAGAGUUUGCCAGGCAACAGGGUGUGGAAGUUGCGGAGAACGAAUAUUUCAUCACUCCCGAUAAUGUCGGUAUGCUGAAACUGGCAAAGGAGUCUAACACAAUCCUGUUUGAUUAUAGGAUUCCGACGGCGGCAACCGACACAUGCGGUACAGCCGUUGAGAGUCCCAUGAAAAUGAAUGGAUUGCCAAUAAGCGUGUACACGCCGGAGACGGUAGGGUGCGUGGUGGUGGACAGCGAGGGAAGGUGUGCGGCUGCGACGUCGACAGGAGGGCUGAUGAAUAAAAUGAGCGGUCGGAUCGGCGACUCACCCCUGAUAGGUGCUGGAACGUACGCGUGUGAGGUGUGUGGGGUCUCAUGCACCGGGGAAGGGGAGGCUAUCAUACGUGGGACAUUGGCGCGUGAGGUUGCGGCGGUCAUGGAAUACAAGGGCCUGGGGCUUCAGAAGGCUGUGGACUUCGUCAUAAAACAUCGACUCGAUGAAGGGAUGGCGGGGCUUAUUGCGGUGUCUAAUAGUGGUGAAGUGGCUUAUGGCUUUAACUGUAAUGGCAUGUUUAGGGGAUGCGCCACUCAGGAUGGGUUGAUGGAGGUCGGAAUCUGGGAAUGA